AUGAUUAUUCAAUUGGUGCUGCAAAUCGCACUAUUGUUGUGGCCAACACUAACAGAAGCAUCAUCAGCAUUAGCUGAAGCAUCACUAGCAAAGCCUGGUUGUCCAGACAGAUGCGGAAAUGUUAGCAUUCCAUACCCAUUUGGUAUUGGAGCCAAUUGUUGUUUGAAUGACUCUUACUCGUUUGAGAUAAUCUGCAACAAAUCUUUCACCCCACCCAAACCAUUCAUCACUAGCAUGAACCUUGAGGUGCUUGAAAUCUCGUUAACAGAAGGCACUGUUUGUGUCAACAACCCGGUAAUCACUUCUAAUUGUGAUAACAGGGUUAAUAAUCAAGUUGUGGACUUGGUCGAUACUCCUUUUUACUUCUCAGACACAAACAACCGAUUCACGGCCAUGGGUUGUGACAACCUCGCCUUGAUCAACUGGGAAGGAAUGGCCAUAGGGUGCGUGUCCAACUGCAAUUUUACUUCAGGAGAUAAAAGAUGCUUUGGCAUCAACUGCUGCCAAACCACAAUCCCUCCUACACUAGACUUUAUCAAUGCAUCUUUCAGAAGCAUAGAUUCAAACAAUGAUGAUAAAGAGUGCAAAUAUGCCUUUAUGGUGGACCAAGAAUGGUUCACUAACCUGACCGACCCCUAUGCCGUGCGGGAAAUGAAGGUGGUCCCUGCUGUGCUGAGUUGGGCCGCUGUAUAUGGGAUGUGCCAUACAUUGGAUGCCGACAAUUCUAAUGUGUCUGACAGUUCAUUAUGCGGCACUAAUGCUUACUGUUUCAAUCAAACUUACACUGAACUAUGCCUGUGUGACCACGGUUAUGAAGGAAACCCGUAUUUCCUUCAUGGAUGCCAAGAUAUCGAUGAAUGUGCGAGGGAUGAUACCAAUCGUUGUCAGAUGAACUGUGAGAAUAUACCAGGGAGUUAUAAGUGCAAUUGUCCACCUGGGUACUCACCUUUUGGACCCGAUGGAAGCUAUUGCUAUAAACUGAAGGAAGGCAACAGAAAUGUGAUCAUUAUCGCAGGUACUGGAACAGGUUUCGGAAUACUAUUUCUACUUGGUACAUGGUGGAUAAUUAAACUAGUGAAAAGAAGAAGGAAAAUUAAGCUCCAUGAAAAAUUCUUUAAACGAAAUGGGGGUCUGUUAUUACAACAACAAUUGUCUUUAGGUGAAGGUAAUGUUGAGAAAACCAAACUCUUCUCUUCAAAGGAGUUGGAAAAAGCCACUGACCACUUUAAUGAGAAUCGAAUACUAGGGCAAGGAGGCCAAGGUACUGUUUACAAAGGCAUGUUAGUAGAUGGUACGAUUGUAGCGGUUAAGAAGUCCAAACUGGUGGAUGAAAGCCGACUUGAACAAUUUAUUAAUGAGGUGGUCAUUUCAUCACAAAUUAUCCAUAGAAAUAUAGUCAAGCUACAUGGAUGUUGUUUGGAGACUGAAGUACCUUUGCUUGUUUAUGAAUUCAUCCCUAAUGGAACCCUUUUCCAGUAUAUCCAUGACCAAAAUGAAGACUUCCCUCUUUCCUGGGACAUUCGUGUUCGGAUUGCUAUAGAAGUUGCAGGAGCUCUUUCCUAUCUACACUCAGCAGCUUCCGUACCCAUUUAUCAUCGAGACAUCAAGUCCACAAACAUAUUAUUGGAUGAUAAAUACAGAGCAAAAGUGUCCGACUUUGGGACUUCAAGAUCAAUUGUAGGUGAUCAAACUCACUUGACCACAAAAGUACAAGGGACCUUUGGAUACUUGGAUCCUGAGUAUUUCCGAUCAAGCCAGUUUACCGAGAAAAGUGAUGUUUAUAGCUUUGGAGUAGUUCUUGUUGAGCUCUUAACAGGACAAAAGGCGAUCUCAUCAGCCAUAUCUGAAGAAUGGCGAAGUUUAGCAGCAUAUUUCAUAUUGACGAUGAAGGAGAAUCGUCUAUUUGAUAUUCUUGAUGCUCGAGUUGUGAAAGAAGGUGGGAAAGAAGAGAUCAUGCUAGUCGCUAAUCUUGCAAAACGAUGCUUGAACUUGAAUGGGAGAAAAAGGCCUACAAUGAAAGAAGUUGCAAUAGAGUUGGAAGGGAUUAGAAUGCCACAGAGCAUCGCCACUAUUCAACAAAACUUUGAAGAGGUUGAAUUUGCAAUAGCUGACCUCACUGGGUCUUGGGAUGCUGUUUCAACUUCAACAAGUUUUUAUUAA
This is a messenger RNA of Cornus florida, 2160 nucleotides long. RefSeq names its product wall-associated receptor kinase-like 1. The record is from RefSeq and is a predicted model, not a curated record. Gene Ontology annotation, cellular component: plasma membrane. Bases 1 to 2160 code for a protein of 719 amino acids. Gene Ontology annotation, molecular function: protein serine/threonine kinase activity; calcium ion binding; ATP binding. NCBI's taxonomy places the organism in Eukaryota, Viridiplantae, Streptophyta, Magnoliopsida, Cornales, Cornaceae. The transcript has 3 exons. Gene Ontology annotation, biological process: cell surface receptor signaling pathway; protein phosphorylation.